CAUUGAAAGUGUAGCACGCUCCGGCAUCGAGUUGGUGAAUCAGUACAAACAUUUUUAGUUUUUGGCUUAAAAGUGGUGCAAUUACGUACGAAUUAUUUUUCAUAAACGAAAGGAACUCAUUUAAAUCAAAAGUGAUCAUGGCUUUGCGUGCUGAGUUUGAGAAUAAUGACGAUAUCGGUGUGUUCAGUAAACUUACCAACUCAUACUGUCUGGUUGCAAUCGGCGGUUCAGAAGCGUUCUAUAGUGUGUUCGAAUCGGAGCUUGCAGAUGUUAUUCCAGUCGUACACACUAGCAUUGCCGGAUGUAGAAUAAUUGGCCGUCUGUCGGUUGGCAACAAGAAUGGUUUAAUCGUUCCCAACAGUACCACCGAUGUAGAGCUGCAACACUUGCGAAAUUCCUUGCCGGACGCAGUUAAAAUUCAUCGCGUCGAGGAACGAUUAUCGGCACUGGGAAAUGUGAUUGCAUGUAACGACUACGUUGCUUUGGUGCAUCCCGAUAUCGAUCGUGAAACGGAAGAGAUCAUUGUCGAUACACUAGGCGUUGAAGUGUAUCGUCAGACGGUAGCGAACAAUGUACUCGUUGGUGCAUAUUCCGUAUUGAGCAAUCAGGGUGGACUCGUACAUCCGAAAACACCGAGCCAAGAGUUGGAUGAAUUGGCUUCACUUCUACAAAUUCCUCUCGUAGCUGGAACAGUAAACCGAGGUUGUGAGGUGUUGGCUGCAGGUAUGGUGGUUAACGAUUGGUGUGCGUUCUGUGGCACCAGCACAACCUCGACUGAGCUGUCGGUGGUGGAAAGCGUAUUUAAACUGAACGAUGCACAACCUUCCAAUGUCACCAGUAACCUUCGAGCAUCCCUAAUCGAGGCGAUGUCGUAAAACGGCUCAGGCUGCAUGUGUUACAAAGAUAACAGCGACGGUUCGAGUGUUGUUUGCGUAAAUCGAUCGUUGAUCGUUAUCCGUGAGUAGGAAACGUCUGCUGGUUAAUGGGAGGCAUACAUUCUAAUAUUUGGAACGAAUUGAUAUAAAAGAUUGUACAAACCUAACCCCGUGGUGUAUGGUUCCGAGAUACAAUAUAACCGUAUUCUUAACGUCAUAACAAUUUUUUUUCUUACCGUAAAUGUUCGGAUUAUUCUAACACAUGAUCACUUCCAUAAUUUAUCUUUUGGGCACUACAACGAACGAAAGUUGGGUUUACAAAACAGUUUAUAUAUACUUUUUUAUUUUGAAAAUCAUGUUUAUACCGAACAAUUAGUUAUAUGAAAAUACAUCUGAUACGUGACCCAACU
Messenger RNA from Anopheles moucheti, 1285 nucleotides. RefSeq names its product eukaryotic translation initiation factor 6 (gene eIF6). Lineage: Eukaryota; Metazoa; Arthropoda; Insecta; Diptera; Culicidae. Gene Ontology annotation, cellular component: cytosol; nucleolus; preribosome, large subunit precursor. Gene Ontology annotation, biological process: maturation of LSU-rRNA; cytosolic ribosome assembly; maturation of 5.8S rRNA. Gene Ontology annotation, molecular function: ribosomal large subunit binding. The transcript is spliced from 3 exons. The record is from RefSeq and is a predicted model, not a curated record. The coding region runs from base 138 to 875 and encodes 245 amino acids.